This is a messenger RNA of Oncorhynchus keta (chum salmon), 7378 nucleotides long. RefSeq names its product adenylate cyclase type 2. The coding region runs from base 974 to 3733 and encodes 919 amino acids. The record is from RefSeq and is a predicted model, not a curated record. Gene Ontology annotation, biological process: cAMP biosynthetic process; intracellular signal transduction; adenylate cyclase-activating G protein-coupled receptor signaling pathway. Gene Ontology annotation, cellular component: plasma membrane. The transcript has 22 exons. NCBI's taxonomy places the organism in Eukaryota, Metazoa, Chordata, Actinopteri, Salmoniformes, Salmonidae. Gene Ontology annotation, molecular function: adenylate cyclase activity.
UAACUAUCUUCUGUUCACUCUUAAAUGUGGGUGUGAGUACAUCGUAGCUACUUGAUGAUCAUCUUUUCCGCAUUCAAAAGCAAGUCCUCAAGAGCGCACGCAGAAUGCACACGGGGACCCAGAGAACAUUUCGCUCGCGGUGGAACUAAACUUGCAGAGUGGACAAGAGAAUAAUUCGUCCACCACGAACUCGUCUCUAGAAUACGUUCAUUCUAUAUUUGGAGACAACCGGUAUACGUUUGCCUACAACAGGCCUCUGACUGUGACAGCUCCAGUGGGUGGAGCAACAUUGGGCCCCUCUCUCUACCCGCUCAGCACUGAUGGGACAGAAUCCUGAAUCCUGGAGGAAUCCUUGACGACCCCUCUUUCUUUCUCCGCCCUCCCAGGCUCCACCCUCUUUCCCCUCCUCCUCUCCUCUUUCCUUAGACUCUCCUCCUCCCCCGGUCUCUUCUCUCAGGGCUGGGAUCAUUACUCAACCCCACUGAAGAAUGGAACACAGUAGCUGGCAAGGAUGAACUGGGUCUGCCUGCCAAUGCAGAAAGGGAGAUAAAAGAGGGAGAAAGAGAGAGUGAAAGAAAAGCGAGCGAGAGAAAGUUCUAAACCUGUGAGUGAAAGAAGAGGUACAUAUUAAAAAUGCCCUUGAGGGAGAAAAUCGACAACUGCACUUGAGCCGUAUGAGCUAGAAGACCUCAGCAAACCUGCUGACCUGGAUGUGUGGAUCAGUAGACACACACACACACACACGUCUGUCUCAGUCACAGCAGAAGACGGCUCCUACCCUGCCCUACACUGUGGAGUGGUGUUUUCAGCGUUAUUCCCUGCCUACCAUACCUGUGUGAGGAGUGGUGGAGAGGACAUUCAGCAACUCUUAGAGGACAGUGGAAGUUGAUAGAAAUGCUUCUUUGUUAAAACCAGCGUGUUUCGGGCCGUAACCUUUUAUCAGGGUUUUAGUAGUGAACAGGUCACCACCACCAUGCCGGCUAAAGGAAAGUACCUGUUAAAUGACCAGGAGCUGAAACAUGAGGCCCUGUACAGGAAGUUCUCCUGUAUCAGCCAGUACCAGCCUCUGGUGCUUCUACUGGGCCUCUCCAUGCUGUCCUGCGGAGUCCUCAUCAUCCUCUUCUUCGCCCUGCACCUGAGUGUGGAGGAGCACUGUGCAUUUGUCAGCGUGGUGAGCUGCAGCCUGUGUGUGUUCCUGGCUGUGUUUGUGUUGGUGUGUACAGAGACCCUGACCCAGCGCUGGAGGAGACUGCUGGGUCUGGUGGUCUGGGCCACUCACCUCACCAUGGGAUUCACCUUCAUCUUCAGCGGACCUCUCAUCCUGCCCUGGGACCAGGUUCCCUUCUUCCUGUUCAUCAUCUUCACAGUGUACACCAUGCUGCCUUUCCAGAUGUGCUAUGCUGUGGUACUCAGUGUGAUCUCCUCACUCUCUCACAUCAUGGUCCUCACUCUACGCCUCACUGUCUUCAAUACCCAAGAUCCCAGCCCCUUUCUGGCCAAUCAGCUGCUGUCCAAUGCGGUGGUGUUUCUGUGUGGCAGUGUGGUGGGGGCCUUCCAUAAGGUCCUGAUGGAGAGAGCACUAAGACAGACCUUCCAGGAUACACUCAGAUGUCUGGGCAUCCGCAUGAAGCUGGAGAUAGAAAAGAGACAACAGGAGAACCUGCUGCAGUCUGUGCUACCUGUCUACAUCUCCAUGAAGAUGAAGCUGGCCAUCAUGGAGCGUCUGCAAGACUGCAAGGACAAAGAAGAGCAGCAACGACUCGUCAAAGACAACAACUUCCACAGUCUCUACGUCAAGAGACACGAGAACGUCAGUAUUCUGUAUGCUGACAUUGUGGGCUUCACCCGAUUGGCCAGCGACUGCUCUCCGAAGGAGCUGGUCAUCAUGCUCAACGAGCUUUUUGGGAAAUUUGACCAGAUUGCAAAGGAGAACGAGUGCAUGAGAAUCAAGAUUUUGGGAGACUGCUACUACUGUGUGUCUGGCCUGCCUGUCUCCCUGCCCAUGCAUGCCAAGAACUGUGUGAAGAUGGGUCUGGACAUGUGUGAGGCCAUCAAACAGGUGCGCGAGGCCACAGGUGUGGACAUCAACAUGAGAGUGGGCGUUCACUCCGGCAACGUGCUCUGCGGUGUGAUUGGCCUCCGCAAGUGGCAGUUUGACGUUUGGUCACAUGACGUCACCCUGGCCAAUUAUAUGGAGUCUGGAGGCUUACCUGGGCGUGUCCACAUCACUGAGGCCACCCUGAAGCACCUGAACAAGGCCUAUGAGGUGGAGGAGGGGAACGGUGGGCUAAGAGAUGCCUACCUGAAGGAGCUCAACAUACAGACAUACCUUGUCAUCGAUCCUCGGUCUAAGAACCAGGCUCUGAACAGCCACAGCAUGCCCAAGCCGCGUGUGAAUGACGGGCUGAAGAUGCGGGCGUCAGUGAGAAUGACCCGUUACCUGGAGUCCUGGGGCGCCGUCAAACCCUUCGCCCACCUACAGAGCAGAGAGGGGUACACCACAGACACCAUGGUCAAUGGAAAAUCACGCUGCAAGGACAUCCCUCUGCGCACAGCUCACUCGAAGAUCACUGAGAGCUUUGAUGAGUCUGUAGAGGAGCCCUUCUCCUCACCCGCCCCUCCGCUCAGCACCUAUAAGAACAAGUCCCAGAAGAGCAAGUUUGAUGAGGAGCUGCACAAUGAGAUGACCACCACCAUCGAUGAGCUCAGCAGCAAGCAGUGGGUGAAGUCUGAGGAGAUUAGCAGUCUGGCUGUGUGGUUCCCUAAGAAAGAGCUGGAGAAACAGUACCGAGCCAUUGAUCUGCCCAUGUUCAAGCACUACAUCGGCUGUGCCACCUUCAUCUUCUUCUGCAUCUUUGUGGUUCAGAUGUUUGUGACAAAAGAUUCCAAAAUGUUGGGAAUGUCAUUUGGAGUGCUGGCCUGUGUCCUCCUGUUGACCUUGGGCAUCUGUUUCGCAGGUCACCUGCAGCACUUGUUUCCGGAGAAGUUGUCGUCCUGCCAGUGGCUGCCUGCUGUGUCCGAGGCAGUGGUCAAGAGGCCAUGUGUGCGCCUCCCUCUGGUCACUAUCACCACUGCGGUCAUCAUCAUCCUAGCAGUCUUCAACCUGUGCUUCAUCCAGACGAAGUCACCGUGUGAUAUCAAUGGUAACCCUGAUCUGAUACGAUCUGACAACUCCAGUGAGCAGCAUCCAGGCAGCCUGUUCUACCUGCCAUACUCUGUGUUCAGCUGUAUCCUGGCUCUCAUAGCUUGUGGAGUGUUCCUGAGGGUGAGCUUUGAGCUUAAAGUGGUCUUCCUCACCCUGGCCUCCACAGCCUACUACAUCAUCAUCCUCAGCGCCAAGGCUGGUCUCUUCAGCUGCUAUGGACAAAUGCUUUACAACCAACUCAAUGAAAACAGAACUGAGGACUCUGGGACCAUCCUGAGAGCGUUGGGGCUGGUCAAACACCCUGAGGUGAUGAGCUGUAUAUAUAUCACCUUGUUCCUGGUCACCAUGCUCAUCAUCUCACAACAGAAUGAGUCAUGCUUCCGCCAGGACUUCCUUCUGAAGAAUAAGAACCGUACGGAGCAGGAUGAGAUCGAGACCAGGGAGAACCUGAACCGCCUGCUCCUGGAGAACGUGCUGCCGGCCCAUGUGGCUGCGCUGUUUGUUGGGGAGAAUAAAAAGAACGAGGUGGGAUUCCUCACAAACACUUUACUUACUGAGAAGUACAAGGUAGGAGUCCAGGACGGAUGACUGGUAGUCGACUGAGUCCAACUCAUCCUUCCCUCCUCCUCCUAUCUACACUGGGGUCCCAUCUCCACUGGCCUGCACCCACUAAAGCUUAGUGGGAAACACUUAGUUGUGGAAUUGUUUGGAUUUACCCAUAAAUGGUUUAUGAUGAUUUCCAGUAGUGUGGUUAAGGGAUGGAACCCCCAGGGUAAGGACAGUCCCACUUCUAUGGAUCAUUGUACCGUAUAUCAGUGCCUGUCUCACCCCACCUACCAACCCACAGCUCCAUGAAUCAGCCCCUUCAUCGGAAUUGUGAUGUGUGAUGUCAUCUUUGUGUCAGCAUGGUAGAGACAGAGCCACUGCAUUCUUACAGCAACAUCCUCAACUCCUACUGCCCCUACUCACAGCCACUCUCAAAUAGUCCACAUCAUUGUCCUCAACUCCUACUGCCCCUACUCACAGUCACUCUCAAAUAGUCCACAUCAUUGUCCUCAACUCCUACUGCCCCUACUCACAGUCACUCUCAAAUAGUCCACAUCAACGUCUUCAACUCCUACUGCCCCUACUCACAGCCACUCUCAAAUAGUCCACAUCAACGUCCUCAACUCCUACUGCCCCUACUCACAGUCACUCUCAAAUAGUCCACAUCAACGUCCUCAACUCCUACUGCCCCUACUCACAGUCACUCUCAAAUAGUCCACAUCAACGUCUUCAACUCCUACUGCCCCUACUCACAGUCACUCUCAAAUAGUCCACAUCAACGUCUUCAACUCCUACUGCCCCUACUCACAGUCACUCUCAAAUAGUCCACAUCAACGUCUUCAACUCCUACUGCCCCUACCCUCAGCCACUCUCAAAUAGUCCACAUCAACGUCCUCAACUCCUACUGCCCCUACUCACAGCCACUCUCAAAUAGUCCACAUCAACGUCCUCAACUCCUACUGCCCCUACUCACAGUCACUCUCAAAUAGUCCACAUCAACGUCUUCAACUCCUACUGCCCCUACUCACAGUCACUCUCAAAUAGUCCACAUCAACGUCUUCAACUCCUACUGCCCCUACUCACAGUCACUCUCAAAUAGUCCACAUCAACGUCCUCAACUCCUACUGCCCCUACUCACAGUCACUCUCAAAUAGUCCACAUCAACGUCCUCAACUCCUACUGCCCCUACUCACAGUCACUCUCAAAUAGUCCACAUCAACGUCCUCAACUCCUACUGCCCCUACUCACAGCCACUCUCAAAUAGUCCACAUCAACGUCUUCAACUCCUACUGCCCCUACUCACAGUCACUCUCAAAUAGUCCACAUCAACGUCCUCAACUCCUACUGCCCCUACUCACAGCCACUCUCAAAUAGUCCACAUCAACGUCUUCAACUCCUACUGCCCCUACUCACAGUCACUCUCAAAUAGUCCACAUCAACGUCCUCAACUCCUACUGCCCCUACUCACAGUCACUCUCAAAUAGUCCACAUCAACGUCCUCAACUCCUACUGCCCCUACUCACAGUCACUCUCAAAUAGUCCACAUCAACGUCCUCAACUCCUACUGCCCCUACUCACAGUCACUCUCAAAUAGUCCACAUCAACGUCCUCAACUCCUACUGCCCCUACUCACAGUCACUCUCAAAUAGUCCACAUCAACGUCUUCAACUCCUACUGCCCCUACUCACAGUCACUCUCAAAUAGUCCACAUCAACGUCUUCAACUCCUACUGCCCCUACUCACAGUCACUCUCAAAUAGUCCACAUCAACGUCUUCAACUCCUACUGCCCCUACUCACAGCCACUCUCAAAUAGUCCACAUCAACGUCCUCAACUCCUACUGCCCCUACUCACAGCCACUCUCAAAUAGUCCACAUCAACGUCCUCAACUCCUACUGCCCCUACUCACAGUCACUCUCAAAUAGUCCACAUCAACGUCUUCAACUCCUACUGCCCCUACUCACAGUCACUCUCAAAUAGUCCACAUCAACGUCUUCAACUCCUACUGCCCCUACUCACAGUCACUCUCAAAUAGUCCACAUCAACGUCCUCAACUCCUACUGCCCCUACUCACAGUCACUCUCAAAUAGUCCACAUCAACGUCCUCAACUCCUACUGCCCCUACUCACAGUCACUCUCAAAUAGUCCACAUCAACGUCCUCAACUCCUACUGCCCCUACUCACAGCCACUCUCAAAUAGUCCACAUCAACGUCUUCAACUCCUACUGCCCCUACUCACAGUCACUCUCAAAUAGUCCACAUCAACGUCCUCAACUCCUACUGCCCCUACUCACAGCCACUCUCAAAUAGUCCACAUCAACGUCUUCAACUCCUACUGCCCCUACUCACAGUCACUCUCAAAUAGUCCACAUCAACGUCCUCAACUCCUACUGCCCCUACUCACAGCCACUCUCAAAUAGUCCACAUCAACGUCUUCAACUCCUACUGCCCCUACUCACAGUCACUCUCAAAUAGUCCACAUCAACGUCCUCAACUCCUACUGCCCCUACUCUCAGCCACUCUCAAAUAGUCCACAUCAACGUCUUCAACUCCUACUGCCCCUACUCACAGCCACUCUCAAAUAGUCCACAUCAACGUCUUCAACUCCUACUGCCCCUACUCACAGUCACUCUCAAAUAGUCCACAUCAACGUCCUCAACUCCUACUGCCCCUACUCACAGCCACUCUCAAAUAGUCCACAUCAACGUCUUCAACUCCUACUGCCCCUACUCACAGUCACUCUCAAAUAGUCCACAUCAACGUCUUCAACUCCUACUGCCCCUACUCACAGUCACUCUCAAAUAGUCCACAUCAACGUCCUCAACUCCUACUGCCCCUACUCACAGCCACUCUCAAAUAGUCCACAUCAACGUCUUCAACUCCUACUGCCCCUACUCACAGUCACUCUCAAAUAGUCCACAUCAACGUCCUCAACUCCUACUGCCCCUACUCACAGCCACUCUCAAAUAGUCCACAUCAACGUCUUCAACUCCUACUGCCCCUACUCACAGUCACUCUCAAAUAGUCCACAUCAACGUCCUCAACUCCUACUGCCCCUACUCACAGUCACUCUCAAAUAGUCCACAUCAACGUCCUCAACUCCUACUGCCCCUACUCACAGUCACUCUCAAAUAGUCCACAUCAACGUCCUCAACUCCUACUGCCCCUACUCACAGUCACUCUCAAAUAGUCCACAUCAACGUCCUCAACUCCUACUGCCCCUACUCACAGUCACUCUCAAAUAGUCCACAUCAACGUCUUCAACUCCUACUGCCCCUACUCACAGCCACUCUCAAAUAGUCCACAUCAACGUCUUCAACUCCUACUGCCCCUACUCACAGUCACUCUCAAAUAGUCCACAUCAACGUCUUCAACUCCUACUGCCCCUACUCACAGUCACUCUCAAAUAGUCCACAUCAACGUCCUCAACUCCUACUGCCCCUACUCACAGUCACUCUCAAAUAGUCCACAUCAACGUCUUCAACUCCUACUGCCCCUACUCACAGUCACUCUCAAAUAGUCCACAUCAACGUCUUCAACUCCUACUGCCCCUACUCACAGUCACUCUCAAAUAGUCCACAUCAACGUCCUCAACUCCUACUGCCCCUACUCACAGUCACUCUCAAAUAGUCCACAUCAACGUCUUCAACUCCUACUGCCCCUACUCACAGUCACUCUCAAAUAGUCC